Molecule: messenger RNA, 852 nt
Organism: Passer domesticus (house sparrow)
Lineage: Eukaryota; Metazoa; Chordata; Aves; Passeriformes; Passeridae
Product: phospholemman-like
Exons: 7
Coding region: 46-291 (81 amino acids)
Biological process (GO): monoatomic ion transport; regulation of sodium ion transmembrane transporter activity
Cellular component (GO): membrane
Molecular function (GO): sodium channel regulator activity
Source: RefSeq, a predicted model, not a curated record
GGGCGCGCGCGGGGGGAGCGGAGCGCGCGGGCAGGUGCGGCCGCGAUGGCGCCGAGCGCGGCCGGGACAGAGCCCGCGAAGUCGGAGUGGGAGCGGUUCCACUACGAUUACGACUCCCUGCGCCUCGGGGGUCUCGUCGUGGCCGGGAUCUUCUUCGUGCUCGGGAUCCUCCUCAUCCUCAGCCGUCACUGCCGCUGCAAGUUCGACCAACAGCCCAAGACGGGGGAGCCGGACGAGGCCGAGGGGCCCCUGCGGCAAUCCAUGAGGCGUCUCUCCACGCGCAUGAGAUGAAAUUUUGGGAUCCCCGAAUUUUGGGGGCCGGACUCGCCGGAGCCUCCCCCACCCCAAAAAUCCCAAAAUCCCAAAUGCUGACCCAAAACAUCCCAAAAAAUCCCCAAAAAAUCCCAAAAAUCCCCAAAUCCCAAAUCCAAACCCCAAAAUCCCCAAAUCCCAAAUCCCCACCCCAAAAAUCUGCCCAAAAAUCUCCAAAAUAUCAAAAAUAUCCCUGAAAAUUCCCCGAAAAUCCCCAAAAUCCCAAAUCCUCCCCCCAAAAAUCCCAAAAAAUCCAAAUGCUAACCCCAAAAAUCCCAAAAAGAUCCCAAAUCCUGACCCCAAAAUCCCCAAAUUCCCAAAUUCUAACCCCAAAGAAUCCCAAAUCCAGACCCCAAAAUCCCAAAAAAUCAAAAAAAAUCCCAUAAAAUCCCAAAUUCUGACCCCAAAAAUCCCCCAAAAAUCCCCAAAAAUCCCAAAUCCAGACCCCAAAAUCCCAGAAUGGCCCCAAAUCCCCAAAAUCCCCCAAAUUUCCCCCAAAUCCCCCGCAAUAAAGGAGGCCCCUGCUGCUGACCGCCGGAA